This is a messenger RNA of Mycena citricolor, 2027 nucleotides long. Lineage: Eukaryota; Fungi; Basidiomycota; Agaricomycetes; Agaricales; Mycenaceae. The record is from the annotation of a GenBank genome assembly.
AUGAUCGAUACCACUCGAUACCUAGAUCCAUUCGGUUGCCGUACAAUCAAUCUCUCUGCCUCGGUUUUGCUUUCUCCUCCCCUCCACUGCACCCAUGUCCGACGCGCGGCCCAAGCCCAGGGCGAGCGAGAGCUCGUUCGACCCGUUCAGCGUGUCUCUGCGGCCGCCGGAGAACGAGACGGAGGAGGAGCGGCAGGCGCGUCUGGACACCGCGCGCGAGGCCCUGAGGAUAUCGCGGAGCAUCGACGCGGCGCUCGCGGAGACGAAGAAGGCGCUCGAGAGGAAGCGGCAUGCGGUGAAGAUUCUCUUGCUAGGUCCGUCGAGACUCUCCUCGUCCCCCCCUCCCUCCCUCCAUCCGCUCGGUCUGACAAGGCCCAGGUCAAUCUGAAUCAGGAAAGGUUCCGUUUCCGUUCUCGGUCACCGGUACACAACGCGCUCAACUUAGCACUCCCAGAGUUCCGUUUUGAGAAGUAUGUGCACGGAUCGCGCUUCGGUCCUGAUUAUCUGUGUGUAACCCGCGAUGCGCGCAUUGCAGACUUUAGGAUCGCGUUCACACCCAAGUAUUUUGAGAGCGAGCGGUUGCUGUGGAAGACGGUGAUCCAGAUGAAUCUGAUCAGGCCGAGAGCGCCGCCAAGAAACGGACCCUCCCGAGGUGCGCGCCAAAUCGCUGCUGACGAGCGAGCACGAGCGGCUGGCGCUGUCUCUGUCGCCGCUGCUCGCGUUCGAGACGAGCGUGAGCAAUUUGAUCGAGAGCAGCAAGAGCGGAUACACGGUCACCGUCCGCGCGGGCUCGGGAUGGAAGGAGAAGCUCGGCGCGGGCUUCGGCGCGUCCCGUUCGCCCACCGGCCCGACGUCGCCCACGGGGGCCGACCCGACCGAAGUGACGCACCUGCUGGCUGCGUGCUCGCAGAGAUCUCGGCGCUGUGGGCCGAUGUGUCUGUCCGAGAGAUCCUCAAAUCUCAUGCGGUGGCGUUGGAAGAAGAGCCCGGAUUCUUCAUGGACGACGCCGCGCGGAUCACGAGUCUCGCGUAUGUGCCCACUGACCGUGACAUCGUCCGAGCCAGAAUCAAAACGCUGGGCGUCGAGGAGCAUCGCUUCGUGACCGAGUCCGGUUUCAGAGCCGGGACUGAGUUCUUCAUUACGGACGUCUGCGGGAGCAGCAGCCAGGUGACGCUGCUCCGAUUCCGCUAUAAUUCCGAGGUUUUGAAUUAUUGCCGGACUUCGCAAGCGGGCUACCUGGUUCAAGCCAUUCUGUUUCUCGCGCCGCUGGCAUUCUGGCAGUACCUCGACGAAGACACGAAGGUCAAUAGAGUGCAAGAUUCCCUCGAGCUUUGGCGGGAGAUAAUCGCAAAUCCUCUAUUAUCCAAGACGGCCUUCAUCCUUCUCUUCAACAAAAAAGAUAUCCUACAAGCCCAGCUCGACACUGGUAUCUCAGUCGCAAAAUACGUGCCGAGUUUCGGCGAUCGGCCUAAUACUGUCUCCGGGGUUACCAAAUGCGAGUGCCCACUCUGUCAGAUGAACGGAAUUCUAACUGGACACAUAGACUUUAGAGACAAAUUCUCGGCAUAUUACGCCGAGACCGUUAUAUUCUACGAAACGGAGGCUAUCGUAGGAUACAAAAUCGAUGAGCUCAAUCCUAGCAGAAGUGCAGGAGCAGAUUAUCGGAAUCAUCUGAAAGACCUCGAUGUGAUGUGAAUUUGUCUCAAAAUACUCCGCGCUUUCGGUUUCGCGUCCUCGAUAGUCCCGGGCUCACUCCAUUACUCCCGCAGAAAACACACAAGGGGCUAGGAUGAGCGCUCGGAGCUCGCGUUCCUUUGCGCCUGGUUGUUUGAUUAGUUGUGGCUAUACAUGCCAUGUAGUGAUAUCUAAUACGUGUGGUUAUUAUAGGUACUGUAAAACGAACGUGAUGGACCCGCGCGGGGUCGUAUUAGAUGGGCGUGACGCGUUAGACUGUGACAAGAUUAGGCGAUCGAAUCCCAUAUGCGCCUCCAGCACCUCUGCGCACGAGCCCCAAUCCAGUCCUUUCG